AUGUUUGGGAUUCAAGAUACUUUAGGAAGAGGACCAAUUCUGAAAGAUAAAUCUCUAGGUUCUGAAAUGGAUUCCGUCAGGUCCUGGGUCAGAAACGUUGGGGUUGUGGAUGCAAACGUAGCAGCACAAAGCGGAGUAGCUUUGUCCAGAGCUCACUUUGAAAAGCAGCCACCCUCCAACUUGAGGAAAUCCAAUUUCUUUCACUUUGUUCUGGCUCUCUACGACAGACAGGGGCAGCCCGUGGAAAUAGAGAGGACAGCUUUUGUGGACUUUGUAGAAAAUGAUAAAGAGCAAGGCAAUGAAAAGACGAACAACGGCACGCAUUACAAACUGCAGCUACUGUACAGCAAUGGUGUCAGGACUGAACAGGAUCUGUAUGUGAGGCUCAUUGAUUCAGUCACCAAGCAGCCCAUAACUUAUGAAGGACAGAACAAAAACCCUGAAAUGUGCCGAGUUUUGCUUACCCAUGAAGUCAUGUGCAGUCGCUGCUGUGAGAAGAAAAGUUGUGGCAACAGAAAUGAGACUCCAUCCGACCCCGUGAUCAUUGACAGGUUCUUCUUAAAAUUUUUUCUCAAGUGCAAUCAGAAUUGCUUGAAAACAGCAGGAAACCCAAGAGAUAUGAGACGGUUCCAGGUGGUGCUGUCAACAACGGUGAAUGUGGAUGGGCACGUGCUGGCCGUGUCUGACAACAUGUUUGUGCACAAUAACUCCAAGCACGGACGGAGGGCCAGGAGGCUCGACCCCUCUGAAGGUAGAUAUAUACCUAAUAUCCUGAUGUCCUUCUUGUCUUGUUUAGCCACACCAUGCAUCAAAGCAAUCAGCCCGAGCGAGGGCUGGACCACAGGAGGAGCAAUGGUGAUCAUCAUUGGAGACAACUUCUUUGAUGGGCUGCAAGUGGUGUUUGGAACCAUGCUUGUGUGGAGCGAGCUCAUCACACCCCACGCUAUCCGUGUCCAGACGCCUCCACGCCACAUCCCUGGGGUGGUGGAAGUGACAUUGUCCUACAAAUCCAAACAGUUCUGCAAGGGUGCCCCCGGCAGGUUCAUCUACACAGCUUUAAAUGAACCUACCAUAGACUAUGGCUUCCAAAGGCUGCAAAAGGUCAUUCCAAGGCAUCCCGGGGACCCUGAAAGAUUAGCUAAGGAAAUGCUGCUGAAACGAGCUGCCGACCUGGUUGAAGCCCUGUAUGGAACCCCACACAACAACCAGGACAUCAUUCUGAAGCGAGCUGCAGACAUCGCAGAAGCUCUCUACAGUGUGCCCAGGAACCCUGCACAGAUCCCAGCCCUCUCCAGCUCUCCUGCCCACAGCAGCAUGAUGGGCAUCAACUCCUAUGGCAGCCAGCUAGGAGUCAGCAUCUCAGAGUCAACACAGGGCAACAACCAAGGUUACAUUCGUAACACCAGCAGCAUCUCACCCCGAGGUUACUCCUCCAGCUCCACCCCUCAGCAGUCCAACUACAGCACCUCCAGCAACAGCAUGAACGGCUACAGCAACGUCCCCAUGUCCAACCUGGGCGUCCCAGGCUCUCCUGGCUUCAUCAACGGCUCUCCCACGGGGUCCCCCUAUGGAUUGAUGUCUUCAAGUCCAACAGUUGGCUCCUCCAGCACUUCUUCCAUCCUUCCAUUCUCCUCUUCCGUCUUCCCUGCUGUCAAACAGAAGAGUGCCUUUGCUCCUGUCAUCAGACCCCAAGGGUCUCCUUCUCCUGCCUGCUCCAGUGGCAAUGGCAAUGGGUUCAGAGCCAUGACUGGGCUUGUCGUGCCCCCGAUGUAA
Indicator indicator is the source of this 1773-nucleotide messenger RNA. It is a transcript of the gene EBF2, whose product is annotated as EBF transcription factor 2. The transcript has 16 exons. The coding region runs from base 1 to 1773 and encodes 590 amino acids. Gene Ontology annotation, molecular function: DNA-binding transcription factor activity, RNA polymerase II-specific; RNA polymerase II cis-regulatory region sequence-specific DNA binding. The record is from RefSeq and is a predicted model, not a curated record. Lineage: Eukaryota; Metazoa; Chordata; Aves; Piciformes; Indicatoridae. Gene Ontology annotation, biological process: regulation of transcription by RNA polymerase II.